AUGUCCAGGAAAGCUCCUCUCGCCGCCUCGGUCGAGGAAUAUGAUGAGGACGCUCAUGUCAGUCUCCCUGAAACCCGUCAAUUCGCCAACGUCACUGCCAAACGCUCCAAGUCUGACUUGAAGAAGUCGGCCAGGGUGCCCUUCGUCGAGGCUGCCAGUGACUCGGGUUACUCUAGCCGCACCGCUGCGACGGUCAACAGCACCCAAUCCGCCCCGUCGGGCUCGAGACAUCCUCCCGCCCCUCUUAAGGUCGAUACAUCGCACAAAAAGACUGAUCUUGAACGAGUUCGUUCAAGAACAAAAGAACGGCCACGAGAUCGUAGCGCCCAUCCAUCACGGGAGGACAGAAUGCAUGCGGGCCCUUACUCGGCCGGCUAUCCGCCGGUCCAUCUUCCACGGUCACCGUCGGUAUCCCACCGACAUGAACGAACGUAUACUAGGCACUAUCCUAGCAACAACUGGGACCCCGAGCAGAGUGUGUAUCACCCAGCGCACGCUGAGUCCCGACCAAGAGAGUACCAAUAUUACUCAUCGCAAGCGUCUUCCUACGAUUACCCACCGCCGUCGUCCCAGACGUCGCGUUACGCUCCGGCAGCCGUUGUUGUCUCAUCCAGUACCCGGCCUCAUGGUCGGUCUGCCCGGUCGAACUCCUACCAUGCGAAUAACAGGCCCGUGAGCUUCAAUGGGAUGAUGCCUUCCAUGAACGGGAUCAUGUACAGUAGCUCUCCGGUUGGCCGAUAUGACCAUGGCCCGCCUCUUUCCUCCUCGGCUUAUGCAAACUCCCCUGCCUAUUCUCCCGCUCCUUCCGUAUACCAACAGCCGCCAUUUUAUCCCUAUCCAGAUGCCACAAGCCCGCCCGAACGUAUGGAUCGUUCAAUGUCUCGGCCUAGGGAGCACCGCCAGCCCCGACCGUCCAUAUUUGAGCCCCCCGCGAUCGACUAUGAUACUUCUGAGGAAGAGGAGGAAGAAGAGGAAGAGGAUGUGGAGGGCGAGUUGAUGGAACCAUCCCCACCUCCCCCACCUCCCGGACCGCCCCGUCAAGCACGGCCACGGCACCCGUCUCAUUCACUUGAUCGUGGGGAAGACGAAUACUACCGAUCGAUGCCACGGCCGCCACUCAAGCAAAGGGCCCCUCCACCUCAGAUCAUCCAGAAACGGCCCGGGCUACACCACAAGUCAGCUACUGCCCCCUCCAUCGUGUCAGAGCGUCGCGGGUCGCGUUCUCUCGACUUCACCGAACUUCAGGAUGUUCUCUCCGAGUAUGGAUACAACCGAGGAUCGGGUGGAGGAACUAUUAUCCCUGAGCGGAACCGGAGUCUCAGACGUCCUUCAGUCUAUCAUGAUUCGUCCCGAUCCGCAGCCCGAGUUGCUGUGGAGCACUCUACCCGUCGGCGGAGGCCUAAAGUGUAUGAUUACGGCCCGCCUGAUGAAAUAGAAGAGAAGGUGGGGGGUGCAGAGGAAUACCAGGCAUCUCAGUCUAGCAAGGCCGCGGCCCCUUCAAUGAGUUUGAGUGACGCCCUGCUCAAGGCCAAAGCGAACUCUCAGGCUGCAAGCGAUAGUGGAAGCCAGAAGAGCCGGUCCGCCAGCAGCCGUGGUAGCGGUAGCGAUGCUCGUACUCGACCUGGGAGCGGUGCAUUGACCACGACCCGCGCCGAAGAUGAUGACAACAUUGUCAUGACGCUAAAUGGGGUUACCAUGAACUUCACUCAGGAAUCUCUGGGAGGGAAGCGGAUCAGUGUGCGAAGUGGCCAAACUGGAGCUGUUGAAUUGAAUAUCGAGGGCAAGCGUCCAAAGAAGUACUUGACGGGUGGUUCCGAGUAUACAACUGCCAGUGGUGGUUCCAGGAAGGGCGACCGCAAGUCCGAUCGCGCCAGCCGCCGCUCUAGUCGGUCAACCUACGCUCCUCCUCGUUACUAGUCUGUUGCAUCGAUUCCUGGCUUUUUGGUUCGAUCCAAGCCCUAUCUGGAAUCUUGGCGAAGAAUGAUGAAAGGCAGACAGUGCGUUUCGCCUGUUUAGUACAUUUGUUCUUGUGAUUGGAUAUUUGGGGACAACAAGCAGGGGACCGUGCGAAGAGACGCAUCAGUACCUAGCUCCGUUGCCUGAUCAAAAUCCUGCCCAAGAACUUAAGGAAGGACAGUCGCAGCAAACAGUACGCCUGCAAUUGUUCGAUACCAUGAUUCUCGGUGUGGGUAAAUUUUGGACAGAAAGCUUGAGACAAGGCAACUAGACGUUGGAAUUUUUCCGUUCUUAUAUUCCUUGGGACAGCAAAAGUUUGAUGGUUUUUGGGUACAAAAAGACUGGCUUUUGAAUUGGGAGGUUUCCUCGAUUUCUGU
This is a messenger RNA of Aspergillus nidulans FGSC A4, 2333 nucleotides long. RefSeq lists its product as uncharacterized. The record is from RefSeq and is a predicted model, not a curated record. NCBI's taxonomy places the organism in Eukaryota, Fungi, Ascomycota, Eurotiomycetes, Eurotiales, Aspergillaceae. The coding region runs from base 1 to 1917 and encodes 638 amino acids. The transcript has a single exon.